UAGCAUCGAGGAUACGAUCUAAAUGUAUAUUCUUAAAACACUACUGGAUAGUCACCAUUGGUCAUAUUUGAUAAUAUAAUGGACAGACAACUGACACAAAUUGAGAAAUAGUGAAAUUCUGUUGAUUCUAGUUAUUUAUUCUAAAACAUGGAACAUAGAGGAUGCAGGGCAUGGCGCGAGCGACAGCCGGCGGUCACCUACAUGGUUGCUUUGAUUUUCUUUUGGAUCGGAGCUUCAGCCCAGAUAAGAUAUUCCAUCUCUGAAGAGCUUAAGGAAGGAACUGUCGUGGGGAAUAUAGCUAAAGAUUUGGGAAUAGAUCUGAGCACCUUGAAGGAAAGGGGUUUUCGAAUCGUGUCUGGCUCGACCGAGCCCCUUUUCCAGCUAAACCAGAAUGACGGUAUCUUGUAUGUGACCCGAAAAAUAGACCGAGAGGAGGUGUGCGAUCGGAUCACGGUGUGUUUGAUCAACCUGAAAACCGUUCUAGAGAACCCGCUGGAGAUCCAUUAUGUCGCGGUGGAGGUGUUAGACGUUAACGACCAUUCUCCCAGCUUUCCCGAGAAAGAUAAACGGUUAGAGACGUUUGAGUCAGCGUUACCAGGGGCGCGUUUUCAGCUGCAAGCGGCGCGUGACCCAGAUAGUGGCCCAUACUCUGUUCAACAAUAUAAACUGAGUAACAAUGAUCAUUUUCGUUUGGAAGUUAAAGAUAGAGGUGAGGACCGUAAAAUGCCUAUUUUGAUUUUACAAAAGCAGUUGGAUAGGGAGUCUGCUAAGAAUCAUAGAUUACUGCUUACAGCCAUUGAUGGAGGAAAACCAGCGAGGUCUGGGACUAUCGAAAUAAUCGUUGAGGUAUUGGAUGUUAAUGAUAACUCACCUGUCUUCACUAAAGACGUAUACUCUGUAAUGCUUGGUGAAAAUUCUCCUGUCGGUGCAACUGUCAUUCAGGUAAAAGCAACCGAUUUGGACGAAGAUGCAAACGGUGAAAUUAUAUAUUCAUUUGGUAAUGGUGUAGAUGACAAGAUACUGCGACUAUUUGGAUUGGAUCCGAAUACUGGUGAACUAACCGUAAAAGGUCUGAUAGAUUAUGAGGUAAACAAUAUUUAUGACAUUGAUAUACAGGCAUCUGAUAAGGGACCCGUUCCAUUGGCAACAGACAAAAGCGUAAUUGUAAAGAUUAUUGACGUGAACGAUAAUGCGCCAGAGAUAGAAGUGACAUCAUUUUCCAAGGCAAUCCCCGAAGAUUCCAGACCCGGAACCACUGUAGCACUAAUAAGUGUUAAUGAUUUAGACUCUGGUCUCAAUGGGAAAGUUUUAUGUUCUGUAAUGGACAACUUGCCUUUCAAGCUAUUGUCGUCUUUACAGGAUAACAUGUAUUCUGUAGUCACCAAGUCACCACUGGAUAGAGAGAAAGUAUCUCAAUAUGAUCUAACAAUAGUAGCAAAAGACGCAGGCCAGCCGCCCCUGUCAUCUGUAAAGACUUUUAGUGUUGUAGUAUCAGAUGUGAAUGAUAACAGUCCAGAGUUUUCACUGAGCCCCUAUACUUUCUAUGGUCACUGAGAAUAACCACCCAGGCGCCUCAGUAUUUUCCGUGAGUGCUUCAGAUCGUGACAUAGAUGAAAACGCCUUUAUUUCAUAUCAUAUCUUAGAGACAAGUGGAGAGGAGAACAAAUGGGCAUCUUUCCUCAACCUAAAUUCAGAAAAUGGGAACAUUGUUGCGCUUAAAGCUUUGAUUUUGAAACCCUCAAAACAUUCAAAUUCCAAGUUGUAGCUACAGACUCUGGAACUCCGUCACUAAGCAGCAACGUCACAAUAAACGUGUUCAUUCUGGAUCAGAACGACAACGCUCCAGUGAUCUUGUAUCCAGUCAGCGCUAACGGUUCUGCUGAAGGUGUGGAGGA
Salvelinus sp. IW2-2015 is the source of this 1895-nucleotide messenger RNA. Its product is annotated as protocadherin alpha-8-like. Lineage: Eukaryota; Metazoa; Chordata; Actinopteri; Salmoniformes; Salmonidae. Gene Ontology annotation, biological process: homophilic cell-cell adhesion. Gene Ontology annotation, molecular function: calcium ion binding. The record is from RefSeq and is a predicted model, not a curated record. Gene Ontology annotation, cellular component: plasma membrane.